AUGAGGCUCCCUCGAUAUAUAUACCCACUAUCAACAGUGGUAUCCCUCUUAUCAUAUCUAUCUUUUGUAAAUGCACAAAUAACAGUAAUAGAAACUAUAACCGUCCGUUCGAAUUCAACUGUUACUGUUACCCGUCAAUCUCUCGCGGAUGUAACAUCCUGUGGUGCUGCUGCACUCCCUCUUUGCAAAGACAUUAUCACACUAUUUUCACCUUCAUUCCCUUUUGCGUCAAAUACUACUUCUCCUGCAUCGUCAACUGAAUUAUCUUCAGUAGUUGAGACUUCAACAUCGACUUUGGGCGUUGAAACACCGACUGGAACACCUAUUGGUUUCUUGAUCACCGCUACUAUCGCUGGUGAUGAUGAUUAUUAUUUCUCUUUUAAUACUGGAUUAGAAGGGGAUGUAGGUGUUGGUCUUGUACCCCGGACUUGGGGUGGUAAUGCUACUCGGUGGUUUUUGUAUAACGGAUAUUUAAGGGAUCAUAAUCCUCCUUUUUAUAAGUUUUUAUGGUUGGAUCCGGAUUUAACCUCUUCCACUCUCAAAAAGAAAAGAGAUAAUGGUGCGGUUGUGGUUUAUAAUCUAAAUCGAUCAUACGACUACGACCGAGCAACUGAAAAUCCAUUGGAUUCUUUACGAAGCGUUUCUAGUGGAUAUUCUGUUAGGAAUUCUAUCGAUACGACUUUAUUAUUAAGAUCAGAUGGAGUUUCUUAUUCCUUUGCUGCGGUGGAGGAAGGAGGGGUGUAUAAUGUUAUUGGAGUACAAUCAGAUGAUAUUGGUGUUUUGGAGGAACGAUAUAUUCCUAUUACUUUAAAAGCCGCGAUAAAGGCUUUACCCACCUCGUCGACGGUAAUCAGUCCCAAAACGACGGGAACGAAGACUUCUACCUCUGUUACGACUACAACGGAUAUAGAUUCGAUUUCUAGUAUUUCCGGUUACGCCGGUUCUGCCACGGACGAUGGGGUGAUGUACAUCCAAACCUCACCUAUAAACCUCGGUACCCCGGCCCCCGUCUAUUUAAAACCCAUAUCACCGUUCGGUGGGAUAGUCAAUUCUAGUUCGUUGGAUACCAUAAAACCGGAUGUUCAAGCUAAAAUGUUUUAUGGAGCGAAGGGACAGGAUGGGGGGAUGAUUUUGGGGAAUUUGAAUGUGACUUUUCCUUAUCGAUCGGUUUAUUUGGAUCAUAGUGGGUUUGUGGUUGGUAUUGUUUGUAAUGGGAAUAAUAGUAUGACUGUUACUUGGGAGAGUUCGGACCGUGGGAAAGGGGCGUGGAUGUUUGCGAGGGAGACGUGGGAGACGCCGGUAUUGUUGAUUUCGGCGGGGAGUUCGUGUCCUAGGUUUAGUAAUGAUACCGAAUCGUUUCUUAUCGCUGAAGAUUUACAAUUUUUGGAGGUAUCGGGUGGAUUGACGACGACGACGACGACGACAGUUGCUACUGGGACUUUCCAACCGCUUGAGGAGUUGAUAGAGAGUCUUUCGUUGGAUGUUGGGCCGGCGAGUUCGGGUGUUCCGUUUGAUUAUGUGCCUGAUAUUGGGACGCCGAAUUCUGGGGAUACAGGGUUGAAGUUUGUGAAUAUUGGGAGGGAUUUUAAUCAGCGGUUGAAUCAGGAGAUUGGGUUUUUUGAUGUUUCGACUGAUGGAGGGGUUGCUGCUGUUAUGGAGGCUUUGUAUCCUAUGCCAUCGAUUGGGACGACGACGAGGACUAUGAGGAUGGAGAAUAUGAGGAUGAGGAGGAGGAUGGGGAAUUCAAAACGUGGGUUUCUGUCAGGUCUUGCGGACGCUUUGGCGAGGACUGCUUUGGCUAUAGCAGAAGCACUAGCCAAAGCAGCGAUAGAACUUCUCGCAAAAGUCUUCGGCGAUCAAGACGGUGCAAUCGCCUGGAAAACCUUCUUCACACCAGACAGCAUCGGAAGGGAUUCUCUAAACCAAAGAACCAGUACCGCCUGCUCCAGUUAUAUUCGAAAAAUAGGACCAUGGGGUUGUCAAGUCCGUCUAUGGAUGUUCCUCCCCAAAACCGUUACGACGGCAUACGCACAAAUGAGCGAUCAAAUCUCCAAAUGGGGUAAUCAAUUAGUCGGACAGACGACAUAUGCUACCCCUGGUAUUGAAGUCUACUGCGUGGAUUGUUAUGUCGAUUUAGCGCUUGACGUUAAAUACUCUUUACGAAGUAAUUCGACGGGGAUCACGGAAGCAUAUGCGUUCGUAAAAGGGAAUAUGACGCUUCAAUUACAGAUCGGGAUGAAUGCUUAUUGGGAGUAUGUAUGGAACGGAACUACGAAGUUGACGACGAUAGGAUUGGGACCUAUCAACAUUGGCAAGUUAUUCCAGUUCGGACCGUACGUUGACGUACAAUUCCAGAAUGAUGUGAAACUUGCACUUGUGGGACAGUUACUAUUGGGGUUUUCGGCCAGAUGGCCGACGGUGGAUGGGAGGGUUGAUUUUGUUAGUGUUGAUAAGGGGGAUAAUUACAUGUCCGGGUUGACUUCGCCGGCUGUUACGAAGAUUUUGCAGGUUUAUGGGAGUGUUACUAUUACGUGGACGAUUGGGUUGCCGGUUGCUAUUGCUUUUGGGGUGAAGGUUGAUGCUGGGAAGGUGUUUCAGUGGGAGAAGGAUGUGAGGUUUUCGGUUACGCCGAGGGUGGUUGUGGCGGUUACUUUUAUGGAGUCUGGGGCGGUUAGUGGGAGGUUGAGGAGGGAUGUUGAUGUUGAUGUUGAUGUUUUUGGAUUUGAUGGUGGUGGUGGUGAUAAAGGUCUUAUGGUUCGACCGCCUACUGAUGUGGAGGUAUUCGAACGACAGGAUUCGUCGGAACAGUAUUGUGUCGGAGCACUGGUUAGUGCGUACACACAAGUCAUCUUCGAGUUCAUAUUCGGCGACAUAGCGACAUUACCACUAUUCAUCUGGCCGGCAGCCAGUAACCCGUUUUAUCUAUUCACUCCAACCUGCCUGGGGAGAUGGGUAGACGUUCCCAUGUGUCAAAAAUCCGCCGUGGCGUCCCUAAAAGCCGAUUCCAACAGGGAAAUAUUCUGUUCUGGAAUCUACGGCUGGACGAGUAAAACUACUACUUCUACGGUGAUAACCAGGGAGGUUAAGACGACUAGCGGGGUGGCGAUGGGGUCUACUACCGAGACUGUUAAUGUGCUGGGAAGACUGACGGCUACGCAUAGGGUUUAUACGCUGACAAUUACGGGGUAUGCUACUUCGAGGGUGUCGGCGGGGUGUACGGGGGCUGCGUCGGCCGAGACUUUGGCUAGUAGAGCUGUGGUUACGAGUGCACCUGUACCUGUACCUGUGUCUGUGGGUAUGGAUGUGGUUGAGAGGGCGGGGAUUAGUACACCGUCAUAUUUUAAAGGGUGGAAUGUGGCUUCGCUUUCGAGUGCCUGUGGUUGUCUGUUGAUAGCACCGCCGGGGACGAAGGUUAUCUACGAAACCUCAACAACCCCGGGAGGAACCAGUACCUCAUUCUCCACGCAAUGGAUAACAACCAGCACCACAAUCACCACUUCAAACAUCACCGUAGAAACCGUAACUCGUACCGGCGCCACGGCUAUCUACACCACACUACCCGCCGCCCUUACCCAAUCCUUCCCAGCCGCUCAAUACUCACUAGCAUCCUACACCGCCACCGCAACCGCAGACGCAAGUUACACCAUCCUCUUCAAGAACUACAACUUCGAAAUCAACGGUGAAGACCUAGCAUCCUGUCCCUGCGGCGGAAGUGGUCUAACAUGUAACUGGAUCGAUCCCGUCCGUACAAACCCCUCUUAUGACAUGACAUCCACCUGUUCAAACCUAAACGACUGUAACACAAUCUGCACAAACAUAAACUACCUCUACGGCGCCACAAACCUCUGCGUCGGAACCGUAUUCUACCCUCCACCUAGGAAUCUAUGUGUUUUUAAACAUAAAUUACAAGGAUUAAGUAAUAUUACGGAUAAUGCGGAUUUGGUGGAUGGGUGUGGUGUUGAGAAGGAGGUUGCGGGGGUUAAGGUUGAAAGUGGGGUUGUGGAUUUUACGACGGUGGGUUGGUUGGAGUGGAGGUAUGAGUAUGGGUAUACGCAGUUGGCGGUGGAUUAUUUGGGGGAUCCGUUGACUUUUCAUAGGAUGUUGGAGGGGAGUGGGGUUGAUUAUCUUUGGUAUAUGGAUGAUGGGAGUACGAUUGGGCUUAAUUGGAAUUAUACUAUAUAUGUUACUUGA
Orbilia oligospora ATCC 24927 is the source of this 4191-nucleotide messenger RNA. RefSeq lists its product as uncharacterized. The record is from RefSeq and is a predicted model, not a curated record. The transcript is spliced from 2 exons. Lineage: Eukaryota; Fungi; Ascomycota; Orbiliomycetes; Orbiliales; Orbiliaceae. The coding region runs from base 1 to 4191 and encodes 1396 amino acids.